UCACAGUCAGCGCAGUCAGACACACAGAGACGGAAACUUGUGACUGAGGCAGCUGAAGGUCGGCCUCUCACCGCGACAUUAAAUAAAAAGGAAAGAAAUCCACGGAGCAGCUCUCCCUCUUUGGCUUCCUCUGCCAACAUGGACUGCGGAAUCUGCACCUCGAAGAGCAUUCUGCUCUUCCUCAGCUUGGUGUUCUGGGGUGCCGGAGCGGUGUUUGCCUACCUUGGUGCCUACAUGAUCAAGAGCUAUGACACCUUUGAAAGUUUCAUCCAGAACAAGCAGACCCUGAUCCCCGCAGCGAUCGUCAUCGGCAUCAGCGUGGUGAUGUUCAUCAUCGGACUGGUGGGAUGCUGCUCCACGCUCAGAGAAUCCAAAUGUGGCCUUGGCUUUUUCUUUGUCAUUAUCAUGCUCAUCUUUGCAGCAGAAGUGACUGCGUUGGUGUUUACCUUCAUCUACCAAGGCAAAAUCGGUAAAGCUCUGGAGGGCCCGAUGACCGACACCUUUUCAAAGUACGAUGGGACUAAUAACACCGAGUCCCAUGCUGUGGAUAUGCUGCAGAUUAAUUUGAAGUGCUGUGGAGUCUACAACUACACCAGCUGGUUGAACACCAACUGGUACAAAGAGAACCAAGCCAUGCCUCGAUCCUGUUGUAAAAACCAAAGUCUGUGUGACGGCAAACCACAGAAACCAGACUUGCUUUAUCAAGAGGGAUGUCAAGGAAAAGUGGAAAACCUUCUGCACAGUACGCUGACUGUUGCCCUGCUGGUUGUUCUUGGAUUUGCCAUCAUCAAGUUCUUUGGGAUGCUGAGCGUCUGCGUGAUAACCUGUCGAAGCAGCAGCAGAAGGAGCGGCUAUCAGCCUCUGUAUGCCUGAAACAAUUCCUGGAGCCCCCCACCCCUUAUUUGUCUCUAAUGGGUUUGCUGACUGCUUACUCUGCGCUGUAAACGACCACCAAUUCAUUCUUCAAAUCUAAAGUUUAUCUGAAUAAUGGUAACUGCAAAUCCUGCUGUAUUCUGGGGGGGAUCACAUGACAGCCGGCAUCCUCAGACCAUAGUGAACACAAGUGUAACUUCGUCCAUCUAGAUUUCUUAUUUUGUUGAAUGUGGAUGCAUCUUUCAGGGUUGUUUCCAUGACAAUAGAGCAACUUGUGCUUUCUGUAUAUCUCUGAAAGACAACGAAUGCAAACAAAUCAAGAAAUAACAUAAUCUCUAAUGUUGAAUGAGUUUCCUUGCAUUGUGAAAGCCUUAAUUAUCUGAUGGGGACUCUGCAUUUACACGUGACGUAAAGAAAAACUGUCUCAGACAUUAAGGCCUCCUCUUCUACUUGUUUAUCUUUGACCCUUCUCGCUCUGCUGCAUCAUGUAGAUAAUCAUUCAAAGGAUAUUAUUCUGUUAAUGUACCUUAGUGAAUGACGUCAUUAUAUCUUUGGAGUUGUUUGUGAUAGUGAACCAAAGGGUUUGUUGCCUUAUUGAGAUCUUCUAAAAGCAAACUGAAGGAAGGAAGACACGUCUUUCUCCGGUCAGUUAACUGUAUUGAGAAAAUUUCUACUUCUAGUUUGACUCUUGUUGUGUUUAUUAUAUUUCUAAAUUAAAGUGGUGAAAAUUUCUCAAUGACGUUGAUUCUGUUUUUGUCCUCUCUCCUCCAUACGGUGUCUUGCAGAUCACACUGUUGAAAAGCUAUAGAUGUUUCUCACAAACUGUAACAUGUUGCAACUGAAUCAUCAGCACUUGCACACUGAACUCCUUAUUUAACAUGAUGCACCGUGUUUAUCUGUAACCUUCUGGCUCUGCUGAUAAGCCCCCCCAAGUGUCACAGACAGAUGAUAUGAGUGUUCAUCUGUCAGUGUACACAAAGAUAAAUAAAAGUUUCAGUCUGGAACCUCUAA
Molecule: messenger RNA, 1884 nt
Organism: Fundulus heteroclitus (mummichog)
Lineage: Eukaryota; Metazoa; Chordata; Actinopteri; Cyprinodontiformes; Fundulidae
Gene: tspan36
Product: tetraspanin 36
Exons: 7
Coding region: 139-873 (244 amino acids)
Biological process (GO): regulation of vascular endothelial growth factor signaling pathway; protein maturation; protein localization to plasma membrane
Cellular component (GO): membrane
Source: RefSeq, a predicted model, not a curated record